CCCGGCUCGACCAGACCUAUAGUCAGACCACUCCUAUCUAUACUCAUCCAUCCAUACAUCCAUCCACGCAGCCAAACAGGCGGCCAGUCAGCCACGCAAUGCAUUGCAAUGUCAUGAUGCAGCAAAUACAACAGACGCGCACGCGCACAAUCGCACCAAUGCGGCGUGAGGCAUGUGUGCGUAGCGCGUAGGACUGACAAACGAUCCUCCCAUUCAUCCUCUCUCUCUCCUCGCCCGCGUCCACUCCACCCACGUGUGUGUGUGUAUGAAUGAAUGAAUGAAUGAUGGAUGGCUUCUUUAGCCAGCCAUGCGCCUCGCCUCACUCCCACCCAUCCGUCUCGACUCGACCCCUCCCUCCUCAGACAGACAGGACAGACCCAAGAAGCCCCUCAUCGUCAGUCAGGAUUAUAUAUGUAUAUCGAUCGGCCACACGAGGCGGACACUCUCAGAGGUGAGCACGGUGUGAGUCAUUGAAUUGAAAGAUGAUCAUGCAAUCGAUGUGCCCCAGUGCUCUGACUCCCAUCUGACUGGUGGGUGCAGGACUCACUCACUCACUCAGUCACUGUGACGGCGCAAACGAGCCCGAUAAAGCAUCACGCCGGCUACCUGCUGGGCCAGCGAUGAUCAAAAUACUUGAGCGGGCUACCGAGAGAUAGGAUGAUAAUAGAGAUGACGCGUGCGGCUUAUCUUCCUCGGUGGGUGGUGGGUGUCGGCCUCCCUCAGCAAGGCCACACCCACACAAGGGAGCCAAAAAGCCGACAAGUGUCUGUCAUCACUCGGUUCAGCUUCGCUCAGCUCGUCUGACCGACCGUGACAAGAGUGAGGGAACCAGUGGGCACCACGUAAUGGAGGGCAACCAAACACUUGAGCACUUAGGGGUCAUUGUGUGUACUGGGUGUGUGUGAGAGUGUGGGUGUGGGUGUGGUGUGUGGACAGCUGGCUGAAUUGCCUGUGCCUCAAUCGCUUCGUUACGCAAACCAUCAAGGAAGGACCAAGACAAACAGACAGACAGACAGACAAACAGACAGGCAGAGAGACCGAAAAAUCCAUUAAAGGCAGAGAGGGGAAAAGUACGCUGAGGGGAGGCGACGGAGGGAUGGAGGGAUGGGUGGAUGGAUGGAUGGAGGGGUGGGGGAGAGAGGGCGAGAAGCGAAGGAAAGCAGUGGGUGGGGCAGGGGAGGAGAGGGGAGGGGAGGGGAGGGGGAGGAGGGGGCAGUAAGAACCAACCACUCAGACACACUCCCACACCCACACAGAGAAAUACACGGACCAACUAGACGUAGACGGCCAGGCUAUACACACGGUAUACGAUCAAGGCAGGGAGGGAGGCAGAUAGCUAGCUAUACAGAGACACCACUCUCUCCCAUACACACACACAUGGACAUCCAUCCACACAGAUGAACACCGGUACAUGUCUGUACGCAGAGAGAGAGCACAGCACAGUAGCAAGUCAGUCAGUCAGUAAAGGGGAAAAACGAACGAACGAACCAGACAGGCAGAGAGAGCCAAAGCCAGACAGACCAUCAGCACGCCACCACACCACCACAUCGCGGCACACCACACCACACCAAAUCAGCGUCAACAGAGCAAAGCAAAGGAAGACCGCAGAAACAAAGUGGAGAGGGAGGGGAAAAAGCAAAACUGAAUCGAGCCCAGGCGUGGUGACGUGAGCAGGCCGCGUCAUGUGCCGUGCUUGUGUUGGUGGUGGCCGAGAAAAUCAAGAAACCCAUGGCUACCCUGCACACACACACACGCACCCACACACACACAGUCCUUCCUCGCCCCUCUGUCCCCCCUGCGUGUGUGGCUACUUACCUUCUUGCCAUGUGCCGCCGUGUGUGGGUGUUGCUCGACGGGCACCUUCUCCUCCUUUGAGCUCAUACGCCGUGAGAGUAUGCCGCCCGGAGAGUGGCUUGCGUGGGAGGCCUCCCGGCUGUGCACGUGCCGCCCGUGGUGGUGGGGGUGGCCGUGUGGCGCCUUCUUGUCGACGAAGCUGUCCUUGAGCAGCGCAACGAAACGCAGAGACGCCAGCCACCCCCACUGGCUCAACAUCCUGAUCGACGGACAGCACACAAAUGGCUGGUUUGUCCGUCCGUCAUUGCAAUCGUGAGAGCACAGGAAUUGACGUAUCGUACCAGUGUGGGAUCGACCCGCAUAGGUCGACCUGCGUGAUGCAGGAUAUCUCGACGCCAGCCGUGCCGUCGUGCAGGUGGGUGGGCCGCAGUCUGAAGCUCAUGGUGUGCAUGUGGCACCGGAUGGCGGGCGUGUGCCGGUAGUGCGGGUUGCGAUUGUCAAACGAGUCCAUCGCCAUCUAUAUGUCGAACAACACAUGACACACCACGUGCCACAUGUCGGGGUGUUUCUGGCGCUCAGGGUUAGGGUACCUUACCUUCUCGGUGUCGUCUGAUGUGUAGUGGACGUAUGUAGUGAGGACGCCGUCCUCCUCGACGACCUCGUGGCGCUCGUACAUCCACACCAACGACUCACUGCGGGACCGACCAGCACACGACACAAUAUAUGGGCACCUGAACGAUUGGUUUCUCCUUCUGGGUGUGGUUUGCGUGCGUCUGUCUGUGAGUACCGCGGUGCGAGCAUGCGGAAUGCGAAUCGUGUGUGCAGCAGCGACACGCUGUCCUCGCCCUGCAGCCGCUCGCAGUCACUGCAGGAGGGAAUCCACUCGUACCACUUGCAGGCAGUCAGCCGCUCAGCCACCGCCUUGACAUUCAACCCACCAAUACGCACCAGACUCUACAGGCACCAAUACACAACACCACCAUGAGAGAAAUUGGACACCCCUCCCUCCACGGCUCUCUCGACGCACCUUAAACAGCGGCAGGUCAUGGCCCGGGACGUGUUUCUUGUACACGUAUGUGUGCUCCUUGGGGCGCACCCGCACAGCGUGCCAGCUCCCGUCAUCGCGAUGCAUCUCACGCGUGGCGUCCAGCACCCGCUUCGCCUCGAGGCAACGCGCAGAGGGCGCGGGAACGGGCUUGCUCUCAGCCAUGGAAGAAGUGUUGCUGUCAUUGUAGGCCGCGACGGGGACCGUGGCAAUCGAUUGCGCGGACUCACUGGGUUUGGGGGGAGGGAGGGGGAGGGGGUCGAGGUCGGGACUGGCGGCAUGCUUGGCGGUCUUCUGCAGCUCGGGGGAGGGGGGGUAGGCGGAUGAGGCGUAUGUGGUGCUGAGGGCGGGGGAGGAGGGGUCGUGGACCGACGAGGGGGGGAUGAUGGUCGUCUGGCUCUGGCUCGUCUCAUUGGCACUCUCGACACUCACCCCAUUCCAGUUCUUCUCAUUGUUGAUCAAUGGACUCGACGUGCCUUCCGUCUUGCUCUUGAUGUAGUACUGGAGGUCGUCGUACGUCAACUCGUCCAAAAAGGCACCCAGAUUCUCCUCCGCCGGCAUGACGCGGAGGCCCUUCUCCCGUGGGUCAAUACAGAGGUCGCAGCUGGCCACGGAGGUGGGACAGCCCACACAGGACUGUUGCUGGCCCAUCUGACUGUCUGCUACAGCCGAUGAUAGCCAGAGCAAAUUGUAGCAGAGUCGUUGAACUCGUUGUGUGCUCAGUCCCCCCAGUACGUCGAAACGCUGUGUUGUAGCUGAGGGAAGUUGAAACGAUGGUUGGAGCUGAUCAGAAGAUGCUGGUGAAGACGUCAGACCGAGAUGGUAGCGUCGUCGAACUCGGUGUUUGCCCAGUCGAACUCGUUGAACAAGCUUUCAACUCGUUAGCUGAGGGCAGGUGAGGGGAAGAAGAGGGGCGAAGGAGGGGGAAGGACUGAUGUG
Molecule: messenger RNA, 3778 nt
Organism: Vitrella brassicaformis
Lineage: Eukaryota; Vitrellaceae
Source: the annotation of a GenBank genome assembly